Molecule: messenger RNA, 3292 nt
Organism: Belonocnema kinseyi
Lineage: Eukaryota; Metazoa; Arthropoda; Insecta; Hymenoptera; Cynipidae
Product: adenosine receptor A2b-like
Exons: 6
Coding region: 234-1655 (473 amino acids)
Biological process (GO): G protein-coupled adenosine receptor signaling pathway; adenylate cyclase-activating G protein-coupled receptor signaling pathway
Cellular component (GO): membrane
Molecular function (GO): G protein-coupled adenosine receptor activity
Source: RefSeq, a predicted model, not a curated record
CUAUGACAUCCUGAACUUUUCCGAUGAUAUCCUCCUUCAGAAAACAAGACCGAAAACAGACCGAUCUAUUCAACCCUUUGUAACAAAUUUCAUUCAUUCAGAAGCAGUGAAUUAAAAGAUGAUUAAAACCGUCAUGAGCCAAAAGCUUGAACCAAGAAAGAUGAGCAAUAACUUACUUAACAAAAGUUUUUGAAACAAACUGUAUUUGCAAACACUAACAUUUGCAUUCUGCUAUGGAAGCUCUGUAUCCUACUGAGUUAUCCAGGCUCCUAAAUUAUACCGUUACCAGUUUAAAUGAUACUGAAUAUGGUUCGAAACUGAAUAUUCCUUAUACAGUGUGUGAAGUGCUGGUUGCAAUUUGUGCAGUGAUUGGAAAUGGAUUGGUUAUUAUUGUGUUUAGUAGAGAGCGCAAACUUCGGAGAAGAACAAAUUAUUAUAUAAUAUCCUUGGCUACUGCGGAUUUAUUGGUGGGCCUGUUUGCAAUACCUUUUGCAAUUUUAGCCAGCAUUGGGCUUCCUACUAACUUAUAUGCGUGUCUAUUUACUGUAUCUGUCCUAGUCGUGUUGUGCACUAUCAGUAUUUUCUGCCUAGUGGCGGUUUCCAUCGAUCGAUACUGGGCUAUCCUUCAUCCUAUGGGAUAUUCUAGAACUGUUAGGACAAAAACAGCUAUAGGUAUAAUAUGUAUUUGCUGGGUAGCUGGGAGUAUGGUUGGUUUCUUACCACUUUUUGGAUGGAAUGCAGGAAAGAAAGAUGAAGAUAUGUGCAUCUUUACGAAAGUUAUGAAUUAUGAUUAUUUAGUGUUUCUGUACUUUUCUACAAUCAUAUUUCCGGCGUUACUUAUUGCUGCCUUUUAUGCUCAUAUUUAUCGAGUAGUUCUGAAACAGUUGCAGCAAAUCGUCACGAUGAAUCCUACUGGAUACAGACAGGGACAAUCAACUGGGACUAUGCUACGGCUUUUAGGAGCUGCCCAAAAACGAGAAGUUAAAGCAACUCAAAAUUUGUCAAGAAUAGUUAUUUUCUUCAUUAUUUGUUGGUUUCCACUUUACACAAUUAAUUGUGUAAUGGCAUUUUGCCCUCAAUGCAGGGUGAACGACAUCUUUGUCAACUUUUGUAUAAUCUUAUCUCAUUUAAAUUCAGUGGGUAAUCCGCUGCUCUACGCAUACCAUCUAAAAGACUUUAGGGCGGCCCUCAAGAACUUCCUAUACAGGUUGCCGUUUCCUCAAGGAGAUGAAAAGGCAAACAUCAUGAGUGUAGUUCAUCAAGGAGGAUCUUUCCAGUGUUCUCGACAGCAUAUACGUCAGAAUAGCGGUACUGGAUUUUUGAUUUCCAGAAAACAAAAUUCGACUCUCCUAAGAAAGGUAACUGACGGAACGCACAAAAGUCAAGCUGUAAGCUUAAGAACAGCUUCUUUUCAGUAUAAUGGGGUAAAAAAUUCACCGGCUUCUACACCGAGUUAUGGAGAAAAAGACGAGAAAACCGUGAGAUAUUCAGCAAUAGAAAGCAGAGCCUACAAGCCUUUUCUUUCAUUCGUUGAAGUGGGACUGGAAACUUGUGAAGAAACCGUUCCGGAAUCAACUUCCGUUAUCCAAGUAGACGUAAAUCAAACAGCAUCUUCUCAAGAAAUACUGGCAAUAGGAGAUUUAAUUUGUGAUUAAGAUUCAGAACAAUAGCUAGUCGAUAAUAUAUUCCACUAUAAUAUAGUGUACUAAUCAAUGUAAAAACAGCUACUUGAGAUAAGCGAAUUUGAAAAUGCUUCAUUAUCAAUUUACCAGAUAUGUUAGAAUUAUAAUUUUAAAUAGAAAAACGCUGUUCUGUUUUAUUGCUCAUAAAUAUGUGACCGUCCACGAAGAAAGGUACCUAACGAGCGAUAAAUUUAUUUUACAGUUGCAGCUAUUGAACAGGCUGUCCAGGACAAGAACUCUAUUAGAGAACCUAAGAUUGCAGUAAAUAAUCAUUACAAUUGUUUAUAUGUAGUAAUAAUAUAUUUUAUUAUAAAAGAGAAAAAAAAUAAUCGAUUGAUGUAAAAAAUUAAAAAAUCGAUUUUUUCCGCGUUUGGUCCCCUUCUUCGCCGAAGGUCACAUGUAUAUAUGCGGAGAAAGCUUACACAUAAUGAACACGAAAAGUUAGAACUGUUUUUUACUUUUACCUAAUUGUAUUUUCUCAUUUUCUGUACAAAGCUGUUGUAUAUUUUUAAUAUAUAAAUGCUUUCCGGGUACUUGAACUAUAAACGUUUCGUCUAAUAAUAUCAUCACUCAAAAUAACCAUUUUUAUUAUUUUCCUUGCACAUUGUAACAUGUGCAAGGAAAAUAAUGAAAAUGGUUAUUUUGAGUUCUGAUAUUAACUUAGUUCCAAGAAAAAAUCGUUAAAAAUUCCAAUGAUUUACGGUCAAAUGAAAAAUUAAGCAAUAAACCUUUUUCGUGUUGUUUAUAAUGGAAUGAUAGUCGAAGGCCUUUUAAAAUUUGCAUUGAUUAAUAAUUUUAUUUACUCUAAGGGUGGAAAUUAUCUACACGCUUAUUUUGUAGGAUAUUUAUAUAAUGCCUUAUUAUUUAUGAUAUUGGCUUGCAUUUUUUUCUUAUAAUAGUACCAGAACCAAUAACAUUCUGCGUCUUAAAGUUGAAGCUUAAGACAAAAUGUUUUGUUAUUGUUUCCUUAGAUUCUGCCCUAGGUCCGAACUUGUUGCAAAAAAAGUAGUAACCUUUCGAAUAAUGAUUGUACUCACCAAAUAUAUAAAAAUAUUUAAACAAUGAUACUUUUAUAAACAUUAGUUAAAUUGAAUAAAAAUAAUAAUAGUCUGGAUGAAGUUGAAGAAAUAAUAUUUUUCCUCACAAAUUCUAAGAGUUAUUACAAUUUUCAGAAACAUCUCAAUUUGAGGUUUUUGGCAAUAUCUUUUUCCAAAAUUGUCAAUUUACCUUCAACUUGAGCUUAUUAGACACAGAGUUUCAUUUACUUUCGCGCUAUCAUGAGAAAAAAUUAAUAUUUUUUAAAUGAAGGUACUUCAUGAACAACUCACAAAAAUAGGAACUCCUGUAAAUUAUAUUUGCAAUCAAUACAGUACUUUGAAAUUUAUUCGAGUUAAAAUUUUGUAAAGAUUGUUGAAAAGGUUGUUUUAGAACAUCUGGAAACUUCCUGAAAUUUUGAAAUCCGACUACUGUAACAACCCUAAUUUAACUAGCUAAACCAGGAUAAACGUAAUCUAAUACAAAUACAAAUCCAACCAUGACAUGCAUCAAUCAAUGAAUUUAAAAAUGUUCAAAAGUAUACCAUUUAUUAUGAAGAUCCCGAUUUAAUGGCC